Molecule: messenger RNA, 765 nt
Organism: Camelina sativa (false flax)
Lineage: Eukaryota; Viridiplantae; Streptophyta; Magnoliopsida; Brassicales; Brassicaceae
Source: RefSeq, a predicted model, not a curated record
AUGGACAGAUUCUUUUACGCUCUUGGAUAUUUCGAUAAGAAGAGCCAAUCUUGCCGUAGGCACAAGCUCUUCAGGUUUACAAAUCGUUACCACCAAGCUGAUCCCGAAAAGCAUUUUUUUUGGUAUGAGAUUUAUGAUUUUACUGCUAAAAGGAACGACGAGAAUUUUCAAGAAGUCUUGGUCGAUUGCAUAAUCUGUUUCGAUUUUACGAGUGAGAGUUUUGGCCCGCUCAUGCCUCUGCCCGUUACUGGUGGGCGUUAUGACUAUACCAGUUUAUCUCGUGUUAGAGAAGAGAAGUUUGCGGUUUUACUUCAGCAACGUGAUUCAAUGCUACUUGAUUUAUGGAUUUCUACUAAGAUUGAGACUGAAGAGGUGCUGUGGAGCAAGUUCUUGAGAGUCGAAACUGCUGGAUUUAAUAUUCCAUUUAUAAGUGGAAGCUUCUUCAUUGACGAGGAGAAGAAACUCGCCUUUGGUUCUCUUGUAGAUAAGCGCCACAAGGUUAUUGUCAUUGGAGAGGCUAAUUACCGUAGGGUAUUGAAUUUCGGGCGAGAGUUUGGUGACGAAGAUGGUUGGCUGGAUUUGUGUUCUUAUGUUCCAAGUUCAGUGCAAAUCAAUCAACCUGCAGAACGGGAAGGGAAAAUACAAAGCGAUUUGGAAAAGCGUCGAUAUGAUGAAAACAUGUCGAGACUUGUCUCACUUGGAUUUUAUGACCAAUAUAAUUUAUGCCGGAGGAAGGAGGCAAAAGGAGAAAACGAGAUAUUAUGA